GGCAGGUGCAGCCUCCGGAGCGCAGCGGCUGGAGAUCGGCCGCGGAGGUGCGCGCAGGGCCCGCGCCGCCUCCGGUAUCUCCGCCGCCAGCACCUCAGCCACCGCCGCUGCCGGUGCCGCACGAGGCCCCACACCCUGCGCUCCGCCGCUGCGGUCCGGGAUCCGCGCUCCGCGCCCGCAGCCCAGCAUGUCCCAGCAAACCCCAGAAAUUUACUCCGUGGAGCUCAGCGGAACUAAGGACAUCGUGAAAACAGACAAGGGGCAUGGCAAGGAGAAGUACAGGGGUCUGAAGAACAACUGCCUGGAACGCAGAAAGAAAAAUCACGAAGAGGAGUUUCAGAAAGAACUCCAUCUGGAUGACCACAAACUCAGCAAUAGGGAAUUGGAAAAGAAAUAUGGCACAGACAUCAUUACGGGUCUCUCCAGCACCAGAGCCGCCGAGCUCCUGGCCCGGGAUGGGCCCAACUCCCUCACCCCUCCCAAGCAGACGCCUGAGAUCGUCAAGUUCCUCAAGCAGAUGGUGGGGGGGUUCUCUGUCCUCCUGUGGGUGGGCGCCUUUCUCUGUUGGAUUGCAUUUGGGAUUGAGUACUCCAGCAACAAGUCUGCAUCCCUGAACAACGUGUACUUGGGCUCUGUGCUUGUCCUGGUGGUCAUUUUCACGGGGAUCUUUGCUUAUUACCAAGAGGCAAAAAGCACCAACAUCAUGUCCAGCUUCAAAAAGAUGAUCCCUCAGCAAGCUCUGGUCAUCCGCGAUUCCGAGAAGAAGACCAUCCCUUCAGAGCAGCUGGUGGUGGGGGACAUUGUGGAGGUCAAAGGAGGAGACCAGAUCCCCGCAGACAUCAGGGUGCUGUCUUCUCAGGGGUGCCGGGUGGAUAACUCGUCUCUCACGGGGGAAUCUGAGCCCCAGCCCCGCUGCUCUGAGUUUACCCAUGAAAACCCCCUGGAAACGAAGAACAUCUGCUUCUAUUCCACAACGUGUCUGGAAGGCACCAUCACCGGCAUGGUCAUCAACACGGGUGACCGCACCAUCAUUGGCCAUAUCGCCUCUUUGGCCUCAGGAGUUGGAAAUGAGAAGACGCCCAUCGCCAUUGAGAUCGAGCACUUCGUUCACAUUGUGGCAGGAGUGGCUGUCUCCAUCGGCAUCCUUUUCUUCAUCAUCGCAGUGUCCAUGAAUUAUCGAGUCCUGGAUUCCAUCAUCUUCCUCAUUGGCAUCAUUGUGGCCAAUGUGCCCGAGGGCCUCCUGGCCACGGUCACUGUGACCCUGUCGCUGACAGCAAAACGGAUGGCCAAGAAGAACUGCCUGGUGAAGAACCUGGAGGCUGUGGAGACCCUCGGCUCCACCUCCAUCAUCUGCUCAGACAAGACCGGGACACUGACCCAGAACAGGAUGACAGUGGCCCAUCUGUGGUUCGACAAUCAGAUUUUUGUGGCUGACACCAGUGAAAACCAUUCAAACCAGGUCUUUGACCAAAGCUCUAGGACUUGGGCCUCCUUAUCCAAGAUAAUAACAUUGUGUAACCGAGCCGAGUUCAAGCCAGGACAGGAAAAUGUCCCCAUCAUGAAGAAAGCUGUGAUUGGAGAUGCCUCAGAAACUGCUCUUUUAAAAUUCUCAGAGGUCAUUUUGGGUGAUGUGAUGGAAAUUAGAAAAAGAAACCGCAAAGUAGCUGAAAUCCCUUUUAACUCUACUAAUAAAUUUCAGCUCUCCAUCCACCAGACGGAUGACCCCCACGACAAGCGCUUCCUCAUGGUGAUGAAGGGGGCCCCUGAGCGCAUCCUAGAGAAAUGCAGCACCAUCAUGAUCAAUGGCGAGGAGCACCCACUGGAUGAGAGCACCGCCAAGGCCUUCCACACGGCCUACAUGGAGCUGGGCGGGCUGGGCGAGCGUGUGCUGGGUGAGUGCGGUGGCAGGGUCCUGCCCAUCACCUGGUGGGCACAGAGAUGAGGCAGGCACCUUGGGGACCUGUGACCUCGCCGAGUGGCCAUGGCAUCCACGUGAAGCAUGUAAAGGAGAACGUGAUAAGCAGGAUGGGAAAAAGGAGAGGAUGCUGUGUGACAGCACCAAGCGGGGUGAGGUGGCCUGCAGGAUG
This is a messenger RNA of Cercocebus atys (sooty mangabey), 2087 nucleotides long. Its product is annotated as potassium-transporting ATPase alpha chain 2-like. Lineage: Eukaryota; Metazoa; Chordata; Mammalia; Primates; Cercopithecidae. Gene Ontology annotation, cellular component: membrane. Gene Ontology annotation, biological process: intracellular potassium ion homeostasis; proton transmembrane transport; intracellular sodium ion homeostasis. The coding region runs from base 188 to 1942 and encodes 584 amino acids. The record is from RefSeq and is a predicted model, not a curated record. Gene Ontology annotation, molecular function: ATP binding; P-type sodium:potassium-exchanging transporter activity; ATP hydrolysis activity. The transcript has 12 exons.